AGACGUUUGGUAAACCUCCUUGUGGCCAACAUGGUUGAAAUUCAUGGCCUCAAAGAUCCAUAUUCAGACAAUGGAUAUGAACACUUCUAUGACCAACAGAGUGGAUCUGGCUACUUGGCUUGGAGAAUAAAAACUGUUCAGCGCAACUCGGCAGCUCAGUACCGGAGAUCCUCCACCAGCACAGCCUAUCAAGAUAGUCCAAAGAGAAAGAGAGAGGUUUCCUGCACCGAUAAGCAGCUGCUUGGUGAGGAGUGUCGUGAAGCGAUAUCCUUUUUGAAAUAUUCAACUGAUGAAUCGGCAGUCAAAGAGAAGAUGAGGGCCACAUUUCAGUAUCGUCAAACACUGGUUCAAGAUCAACAGUGCUCUUCAACAGUCUUGGAUGUCUUCCCACGAUUCCUUAACAUCACUGGCUUGAUUGACCAGGACUUCACCAUGAUGUUUGGAGAGGAGGUGUCGGGCAGAUUUUUGGCAAAAUGGCCUACUUUUUUCAAACCUAGGAUCCUGACAGAGUGCAGAAAACUGACUUCUAAUGAGCACAUUGAAGAGCUCUUGUAUUCGCAGCACGACACAGGCUGGGACAGUGACCUGUCAAGCAUUCUACUGUUGCUUCACUUGCUUCCACCUACCUCCAAAGGCCACAAGAAGAGUGCCAAAAUCAGCUCAUGUCAAGCUGUGGACCAUGUUGUGAGAUAUCUGCAGAUGGGAGCCAGUGUCGAAACCUUCCUUGCUGGUGUGGAACCGGGACAGCCCUUCCUCCUGUGUGUUGGUGAAAACAAGAGCAGCAUCCAAAGAUACUACAUCAUCAUUGAUCACAAGGCCGUCCCUUGCAAGGCACAGACCUCCUUGGCAGCUUUCGAUGAGCUCUUCAAGGCACACUUCAUCUUCAGCGUCAACUACCAUGAAUCCCUCUAUAACUUCUAUACGUUCAUCCAAACCACAGUUUUUAACAUUGAUGUGGGACAUGCCAAGGAAAGUCCCAGAGUCAGGGAACUAAGAGCAAGAUUUUUGCACGACACUUGAGGUGAUAAAUAUCCUUGGAUGCAAAUAUGUUUCUUUGUUAUGUCUGUAAAGCACACCACAAAAGUUCUGCAUUGCUUUGUCAGCAUUUAAGACUCCACCAUGGUCUAUAUCCUGGAAAGACGUUACGUUUAAAAUGUGGACAGUUGGGAUGUUGUUUAUCGUUUUGCACAUAUUCAGGUUUUAAAAAGCAUCUUGUUCAUUUCCAUAGAGAUGCUGCUUUGACUUAUACUGCUGACAAUGUGGACACUCUGAAUGAAGUUGGUGAGCCCUCAACUUCACAGGCAGUCAGUACAAACUCUCCUGUAACUACUCAGCCCUCUACUGACAACAAUCAUAUGUUAAAUAUGUGUUCCUCUGUUGUUGCACAGUUGCAAGCAUGUGGUGUUGCUGAGAGCACAGUCCAAGCAAUGGUGGGUUCUAUGGAGGAACUUGUUAAUGACAUUCAUAGGGAUGUAAGAGAGGCAGUUCUUGGCUGCACUUCAGAAAUUCAAGG
Archocentrus centrarchus (flier cichlid) is the source of this 1513-nucleotide messenger RNA. RefSeq lists its product as uncharacterized. The transcript is spliced from 6 exons. The record is from RefSeq and is a predicted model, not a curated record. Bases 31 to 1020 code for a protein of 329 amino acids. NCBI's taxonomy places the organism in Eukaryota, Metazoa, Chordata, Actinopteri, Cichliformes, Cichlidae.